CGAGCUCCCCACCCCCACGUCUGCAGUUCUUCAGUAGCGUCAACACCGACGACCUGUAGUAUCGAUACUCGCACAAUGGAUAACAUUCACGCGCCUACUGUUUCUUCGGGGCCAACUUCUGGAGGCUAUACAAAUGGCGUGCCAAAGGAGCAGCUCUCACUGCAAGAGCUCAUCGCGGAGAAGGAUAGAGUGGAGGCAGAGCUGAAAGCCCUGGGCCAGGUACUGGAUUCACACGGAGUCAACAUGAAUACUGGCCUCACCACUUUUGACGGCUUUCCACGCAGCGACAUCGAUGUCCCACAAAUACGAACAACUCGAGCGCGCAUAAUACGGUUAAAGAACGACUACAAAGACCUCAUGUCGCGCAUCGAGAAGGGUCUCCAUGAGCACCACGCACGGAUGGCAGAGCGGUCGCAAAACAACUCGGUUGCUGCGGAACAGGCUCAAGCAGGGCAGAACGCGGUGCCAGCAGCUCUAGAAGCACCUUUUGCAAAGGUCAACAGUGUGGUGGCUGGCAGUCCGGCAGACGAGGCAGGCCUCAAAGUGGGCGACAGUAUAACCAAAUUUGGCUGGGUGGACUGGACAAACCACGAGCGCCUGGGACGUGUGGCCGAGGCAGUCUCACAGAACGAAGGGAUACCAAUCACAGUCAAAGCCUUGCGGCCCAGCAGCUCUGGUGGUCCGUCAGAGACCGUACAGAUGCAGCUUACGCCGCGUAGCAACUGGGGCGGACGAGGCUUGUUGGGCUGCCACCUCCUGCCUUUGUAAACAACAUCUUCGAAGGGGACCAUAUCGCGUACUCAGAGCCACCGACAAUACCGAGAACCUCAGAAUGACGUAGGCCCAGCACGGCCUGACAAAGCAUUGUGGUGGUUGGGUUGGUGGCUCAAGGGCGGAUCUGAUGGGAGACAACAGCGCUUGCUGCGUGGCGCAUUGGGCGUGGAACAAUAGCAUAAGCAUGAUACCCGGCGUACGAUUUGCUGCAUUUUAGAAUUGAGA
Messenger RNA from Boeremia exigua, 999 nucleotides. Its product is annotated as 26S proteasome non-ATPase regulatory subunit 9. NCBI's taxonomy places the organism in Eukaryota, Fungi, Ascomycota, Dothideomycetes, Pleosporales, Didymellaceae. Bases 76 to 768 code for a protein of 230 amino acids. Gene Ontology annotation, molecular function: protein binding. The transcript has 4 exons. Gene Ontology annotation, cellular component: nucleus; cytoplasm. The record is from RefSeq and is a predicted model, not a curated record. Gene Ontology annotation, biological process: proteasome regulatory particle assembly.